Molecule: messenger RNA, 2116 nt
Organism: Cuscuta epithymum
Lineage: Eukaryota; Viridiplantae; Streptophyta; Magnoliopsida; Solanales; Convolvulaceae
Source: the annotation of a GenBank genome assembly
UUUUUUUUGACAAAAUUCAAAUUUCAAACUAGGAAGGGUUGCCUGUCAGGUCUAAAUUCACAAGGGGAAGCAUGUUAACUUGGUAUUCUUCGUUAAACGCGAUUCAUUUCUAAAGAAAUUCUUACAAUGGGUUGUUAGGUUUUUGGAACUCGUAAAUUUUAUAUCCGGAGGAAGGCCUUCCUGCACUUCAGUCUUUUGCACCUCGGAUCAGGGAAGGCAUAGGGCACAUCCGUUAAGGCUGAUUCUAUCCGAAGUUAAUAACCCGACUUUGAGCCUGAGCUCUGCUUCCCUGAGUGGAGUGUCUUUUGGAAGUUCCUUCCAGAAUUCUUAUAAGUUGCAUCAUCAAUGACGAAACAGGAUUCCCCUGAUUUGGAUAAGAGAAGAUGGAGGAAGCUAUGUGAUGCCAUGGAGUGCAUGGUGAGAACGCAGCAUGCACAGCUAGAUUACCUUCUUCAAGAACGAAAAAUUCUUCAAGACAGGAUCGCAUUAGAAAAUGAACGAUGGGUUUCUGAUGUUAAACUAUUGCAAGGUGAAAUUGAUCAGAUGAGGGACGAGUUGACAGCUCGUAAGGGGGAGAGUGUGGCAGAGGCUGCAGAAUGGGAAGUGAUUUUAGGAAUCAAAGAGCUAGAUAUUUUUUUGCUUAAAGAUAAAUGUGAAAAAACUUCUUGUGAGUUGAAGGAUCUCAGAAAAUGUAUUGAAAUCCAGUCUUCUAAAAGCCCCAGGAACAAAGGUGAUUCUGAAAAAAUGAUUGAGGGGGUGAAGAACAGUUCAUCAGAGAGCGAACUAAGGAGGCAGACGCAUGAAAGCCGACAGCUUUUAGCUAAGAAAGACAUCGAGAUCUCAAAGCUGGUGGCUGAAAAGAGCUUUGUGUGGAACCAAUAUAACAAACUUGAAAAUGAUACAAGUGAGCAAUUGAAACAAAAACGUAUUGAGCUUGAUAUAGUGAACAAGAAGAUGGAGUCACUUGUGAAAAAGAUCGAGGAAUUGCGAACGUCCAACUUAGAUUUGAAGGAUCAAAUUUCAAAAAUGGAAGUUGUAUAUGUUAAUCAAAAUCUUGAGAUAUCCAGGCUUUCCAGUGAACUACAAUCAUUGAAGAACAAUAAUGACCAUGCAACGCCUAAGCUGAAACCUUGCUCAACUAGUUUAGGGCCUUCGAUGAUAGAGAGCCCUGGGAUGAAUGGGAAGAGUGUGAUACCUAGAACGGUUGCAGUGAAGAAACCACCAGCCCCUGUGAAGAGAACUGGGAACUCAAAGAGGAAGGUAAUGGAUGACACCUCGGAACUCAAAUGCUACGCAACUAGGUCCAGGACCUUGAGAAGUAGGACCACUGAUGGAAUGAGUGGGAAUGCUGCAAUAGCUAUGACCGUUUCAGUGAAGAGCUCACCUGUGAGGAAGGUAAUGGAUGACACCUCAAAACUCAAAUGCUAUGCAACUAAUUCCAGGACCUUGAGAAGUAGGACGACCAAUGGAAUGGGUGGGAAGGGUGAAAUAGCAAUGACCGUUUCAGUGAAGAGCUCACCUAUGAAGAAAAGUGGGAACUCGAAGAGGAAGGUAAUGGAUGACACCACAGAACUCAAACGCUACUCAACUAGGUCCAGGACCUUGAGAAGUAGGACCACUGACAGAAUGAAUGGGAAGGGUGAAAUAGAUACGACUGCUUUAGUGAAUAGCUCACCUGGGAAGGGACAUAGGAACUUGAAGAGGAAGCAAAUGGAUGACACUCCAUCUAUGCCCGUUCUAACAAUUCCAUUGAAAACCUCACCAGCGUCAGUCAAGAGAAAUGGGAACUUGAAGAGAAACCAAAUGGAUGACUCCCCAAGACUGUUUACAUCUUCGUUCCAAAUACCCAAGUUGAAGAUCUCUUCACCUCAGGUUGCAUAACAAGUUGACAUUAUCAGUUUUGCUUCUUCUGUAUCAGUAUGAAAAACUGUAGAAAUUGGGGGGCAUGUAUCUCUGUGCCUUCCAUAGCUUCAGCUUUUGUGUGGUAGGAUUAGAUAUUCAGAACAGAGUAGUACACAGUGCAAUAUGGAUUAUGGAGAUGAUAUUUUCACAUUAAUUGUUUAAUGUCAUGUCUUCUGUGCACACUUCUAUAUAUAUAUGUCAAAUAACUUGUCAC